UGCUUAACACAACUCAUGUUACUGCAACUUCAGACACAAAUGUCCAGGUGAUGACUUGAAGUCUACUGCUUCUUGAGGUCCGGAACUCUCUGGUUUCUGUCACACAGACUCAGCCAUGAGCCAUGGCUACAAAACUUCACUCAUUUUCUUUCACCAAACCCACAAAUUCUUCCCAUCUCAUCUCAAUCAAGCUGCCCUCCUUCCAUUUUCAUCCCAAGCUUUUGCCAUAGCUCACCCCCAAAAGCCUCCUUAAACCCCAUAAAUCUGGUUUCCCCAAUUACCCAUCAUGUUCCAUCAACAAUUCUUCAUCUGGACUGCUACAGAGAUUGCAGAGGCUGUCCAAGGCAGAAUAUUGAGAUGGGGACCUCCUGGUUCCGUUUGUAGAGACACCAGAAAUCUAGAAUCAACCCAAUGGUUCUUCACGAUUAAGGACGAAAAGUUCUAUGACCAUCAGUUCGUAACCCCUGAAUUGUCCAAAAGAGGAUGUGUCGGAGUGAUUUGAACUCGAGUUUGCGAAAAUUGGGACAAGGGUUUGUUCAGAUUAGUGGUGAGACUCUGGUUUCUUUGAUCAAUAUGACAAAUUAUGCGAGGGAGAAGUUUCUUGGUACACUAAUAGGGGUUACUGGCAAUACGGGGAUAACUACUACAAAAGCUAUGAUUGCAUUAUGUCUUGAGGGUUUAGACGAGGUUUAUCAAAGUCAUGGAAAUUGGAAUAAUAGAAUUGGGGCGGCUUUGUCAUUGAUCGGGCUUCCUAGGAGUAUAAGGGUUGCAGUCUUGGAGAUGGGAAUGAGUGGAAAGGGACAGAUUCUGGAGUUGGCAAAGAUGGGUAGGCCCAAUAUAAGUGGUAUUUUGAACGUUGGUGCGUCACAUUUAGAGAACUUUGGCAGCUUGGAGGAAGUAGCAAUGGCCAAACGGGAAAUUCUAGAGGAAGCAAUGCCCGGGGAUGUUGUAGUCUUGAAUGCUGAUAAUCCUCUUGUAACGGGUCUUCAUGUUCCCCCUCGAGUCAAAAAGAUGUUUCUCAUGGCCUAGCUGUACUUCUCGCCUUUUCAUUCAUCAACAGGUCGGCAAUUCACAAGAGUCCAGUUUUUGAGCUGCAGAGCAAAUCACCAUUGAAUUCUUCACACAGUCCAGCUUUUGAGUUGCGGAGCAAAUCA
Messenger RNA from Carica papaya (papaya), 1154 nucleotides. The record is from RefSeq and is a predicted model, not a curated record. NCBI's taxonomy places the organism in Eukaryota, Viridiplantae, Streptophyta, Magnoliopsida, Brassicales, Caricaceae.